CUUCAACAAGCCACUUCACUCUAACUCCUGUCUAGGGUCCUGACAAUGGAAAUCAUAUCCAAGAUCGCAGAGACUGACCUUCCGUCCAUCAUCUUGAGAUCUCGUCUAGCGUUCGUACCCAUUCUAGAGGAAAGAAGGGCAGAGAUUGAAAAGAUUCAACGCAAGACUUUUGUAUAUAAUGACAAGCGCCUCACCAGAAACGAGCUCGACGUUUAUUACCCACUGAACUCGACUCUCACUAAGAAUGAGAAGACCCCCAUCCUAGUUUUCGUCUAUGGAGGUGGGUUCAACACCGGAUCACGACAACUUCCUGAACCGUUUUCCAUGGGAUACCGCGCACUUGGAUCUUUCUAUGCGCACCACGGCUUCAUCACCGUCAUUCCGGAUUACAGACUUGUUCCAGAGGUUACGUUCCCGGCUGCAUCCGAGGACAUCCGUGAUGCAGUCAAUUGGAUUUUCGCCAACGCCGACAUCAUUGGCAUACCCUCCAUACCCGCGCCUGAUAUGGAUGCUAUAUUUAUCAUGGGCCACUCAGCGGGUAGCGUACACACGAAAGUGUUGACCCUUUAUCCACCGCUGUCGAGUACCGUACAUCCUCGUCUCAAAGGCGUUAUCUGGUUUGGUGGCAGUUGGUCCUUUGAUAUCGAGGGGAGUGUAUUUCGCACCGAAGUCGCCCCACAACAGUACUUUGGUUCUCAGGUGCAACAAAAGGAGAGGGAGCCACGGGCCCUUUGGAAUGAGCUAUCUGAUGAACAGAUCAAGAACUUGCCUGACAUCCUCCUUGUCAGAGCAGAGCGAGAGCCUGAUGCGGUGCUGAUAUCAUGGGAGGAAAUGCUCCCGGAUAUCGAGAAGAGGCGUGGAGAGGCGCCCCAGGCGAUCAUCUGCAAAGGUCACAAUCACGCCAGCCCCAACUGGGCUUUAUGUUCCGGUCAAGGGGAAGAAUGGGGAGAAGAGGUUGUGAAAUGGAUGGCAGCUAGACUCAACUAA
This is a messenger RNA of Suillus paluster, 987 nucleotides long. Its product is annotated as Alpha/Beta hydrolase protein. Lineage: Eukaryota; Fungi; Basidiomycota; Agaricomycetes; Boletales; Suillaceae. The transcript has 3 exons. The record is from RefSeq and is a predicted model, not a curated record. Bases 46 to 987 code for a protein of 313 amino acids. Gene Ontology annotation, molecular function: hydrolase activity.